Sitodiplosis mosellana (orange wheat blossom midge) is the source of this 1041-nucleotide messenger RNA. RefSeq names its product autophagy-related protein 16-1-like. Gene Ontology annotation, molecular function: protein binding. Bases 1 to 1041 code for a protein of 346 amino acids. NCBI's taxonomy places the organism in Eukaryota, Metazoa, Arthropoda, Insecta, Diptera, Cecidomyiidae. Gene Ontology annotation, biological process: autophagosome assembly. The record is from RefSeq and is a predicted model, not a curated record. The transcript is spliced from 2 exons. Gene Ontology annotation, cellular component: autophagosome membrane.
AUGGUUUGGAGAUGUAAAAUUGUUCCUCACAAAUCGUUGUCGAUUCACAAAUUGGGUGAAGAAACGAGCAAACCCGUUAAAACUUCCGAUAAUCUUCCCAGUGGUUCGAAUCAAGCUUCACCAGAAGAUUACACUGACACCAUACCAAAGGGAAUACACCUAAAGUUCGAAGCACAUGACGGUGAAGUGAAUGCAGUGUGUUGGACUCCUGCGAAAUACCUAUUUGCAACUGGCGGCGCUGAUCGAAAGGUGAAAAUGUGGGAUGUGCGAUUGUCCACAAUGAAGCCCUGUGUAACGUUCGUUGGAAGCAAUGCGACGAUAAAUUCCAUUGAAUUUGAUUUGAAGGGUUCGUUGCUAUUGACAAGUUGCAAUGACUCCACUAGUCGAUUGUGGACCGUUGCCGAUAAAAAGUUGAGGCACACUUUGUCGGGUCACAGCAAAAAGGUGAUGGCGGCCAAAUUUUUGGGUGACGCUUCGAAAGUCAUAACCGGGAGUCAUGAUCGUACAUUGAAAAUAUGGAAUCUACAAAGCAAAGCUUGUGUUAAAACCUUCGUCACUGCGUCAAGUUGCAAUGAUUUGGUGACCGUUUACAAUGACAUCUUCAUCAGCGGUCAUCAUGAUCAAAAAAUUCGAUUUUGGGACAAUCGACUGAAGGGGCCAACGAAUGAAGUUGUUGUUUCAGGCCGAGUCACUUCGUUGGACGCAUCAAAAGAUGGCCAGUAUUUAUUGAGCUGCACACGCGAUGACACAAUCCAAAUGCUUGAUCUACGGACACAUCAAAUCAUUCGAACAUUUAGCAAUGAACAUUUUAAAGUUCCCUGUGACUGGUCUCGAUGUGCAUUCAACCGUGAUGAUGACUUUAUUGCGGCUGGCGGACAUGAUGGUGAAAUAUUUAUUUGGAACAUCAAUGGGAAAUUGGAAACAAUCCUCAAAGGAUCGUCGGCUGCAGCAGUAACGGCCGUUUCAUGGGAUCCAUUCAGCGAUUCACUUGCAACCGUCGAUCGAGCCAAAUCAUGCACCAUUUGGGGCAAUGCAUGCUAG